AUGUUAGUAGCUGUAACAAAAAAUUCAUUUAAAUUUGGUGCACCUCCACCAUGGCCCCUACUCUCGCUGGUCGCCGCCCGCCAUUGCCGGUCGUCGCCCCCAACUGCUCUCACAGCAACACCUCCACCGUGGUCCCUACUCUCGCCGGCUCACCGUGACUGCCAUGCCAUCCCUUCGCCCAUCGUCGGUGCACCUCACCACCGCCCCCGACCCUCGCUGGCAUCGUGUCUGACCGAUGGCUUAGGAGCUGCCGCAAGUCACCAGAGCCUUGUUUGGGAAGGCAGUCGGUCUGCCCUCAACCAAUCUCAGCCGUCCGAUGUGCUUUCCCCAAAUAAAGCCACUGAUCUGCUCAUUCCUCAUCUCUUCCUCUCUCGCUCGCGUUACCUCCGCCUCUCAAGCCGCCCUCAGUUCUGUCAUUUAGAGAUGUUUGGGAGGGCGCCGAGGAAAAGCGACAACACCAAGUACUACGAGGUACUGGGAGUGUCAAAGAACGCUUCACAGGAUGACCUGAAGAAGGCCUACCGCAAAUCGGCCAUUAAAAAUCACCCCGAUAAGGGCGGGGAUCCGGAGAAGUUUAAGGAGAUUGCUCAAGCAUAUGAAGUCUUGAGUGACCCAGAGAAGCGUGAGAUCUACGAUCAGUACGGUGAGGAUGCUCUCAAGGAAGGAAUGGGAGGUGGAGGUGGUGGGGGCCACAACCCCUUUGACAUCUUCGAAUCCUUUUUUGGUGGUAAUCCUUUUGGAGGCGGUGGAAGUAGCAGGGGUAGGAGGCAAAGAAGGGGAGAAGAUGUUAUUCAUCCUUUAAAGGUGUCCCUUGAGGACCUGUAUAAUGGGACCUCAAAGAAACUAUCUCUCUCGCGUAAUGUGCUCUGUUCCAAAUGCAAGGGGAAAGGAUCGAAAUCCGGAGCUUCUAUGAAUUGUUCGGGCUGUCAAGGAUCUGGGAUGAAAGUCUCUAUCAGGCAUCUUGGCCCUUCUAUGAUCCAGCAAAUGCAGCAUCCUUGCAACGAGUGCAAGGGAACUGGUGAAACCAUAAAUGACAAGGAUCGUUGCUCACAGUGUAAGGGUGACAAAGUUGUGCAGGAAAAAAAGGUUCUUGAAGUGAUUGUCGAGAAGGGCAUGCAACAUGGUCAGAAAAUCACUUUCCCUGGGGAGGCCGAUGAAGCGCCUGACACUGUUACAGGAGAUAUCGUCUUUGUACUUCAACAGAAGGAGCACCCUAAGUUUAAAAGAAAGGGUGAUGAUCUAUUUGUUGAACAUACCUUGACUUUGACUGAAGCACUCUGUGGCUUCCAAUUUAUCUUAACUCAUCUUGACAACCGUCAACUCCUUGUCAAAUCUGAACCUGGGGAAGUUGUCAAGCCAGAUCAAUUCAAGGCUAUUAAUGAUGAGGGAAUGCCCAUGUACCAGAGGUCGUUCAUGAAAGGGAAACUGUACAUACAGUUUUCCGUGGAUUUCCCAGAGUCAUUGAGUCCCGAGCAAAGUAAGGCUCUGGAGGCUGUGCUUCCAGCGAGGGCUCAGACCCGAUUGACGGAUAUGGAGUUGGAUGAAUGUGAGGAGACCACUCUGCACGACGUCAACAUGGAAGAGGAGAUGCGUAGGAAGCAACAGGCAGCUCACGAGGCGUACGAGGAAGAUGACGACAUGCACGGUGGGGCACAGAGAGUGCAGUGCGCCCAGCAGUGA
Messenger RNA from Striga hermonthica, 1680 nucleotides. Lineage: Eukaryota; Viridiplantae; Streptophyta; Magnoliopsida; Lamiales; Orobanchaceae. The record is from the annotation of a GenBank genome assembly.